GCCAAUCCUGGCACCCGGAUUCGCGGGUUGCAAUUUGGAUAAAUUGCAUAGCUCCGCACCCAGAGUUUUGACAACCUGAGAACUCGCGGAGAGGACAUGGGUGGCGAAAAGAAGCAGCUAUCGCGAGUCGAAGGCAUCAUGACCCUCGCCUCCGAGGGCCAGGUGUCGUGGCUGGGGAUAUAAAGAAGGUUACUAGCCCAGGAGCGCCCUUUGCCACGAAACAUAUCUUCAACCUGCACCAGACGACUACGUCAGAUAUUCCAGAGACAUCACCUACGGUACCUACCCAAGCUUCUCCACCAUCUAGUCGAAGUAGACACCACAUCACAAACACACAACAAACACAACAAUGGGCAUCCUUUCUCACCUUGCUCUCGUCCUCACAGCGGCCUCGGCCGUGGCCGCCGAAGCCGCUACUCCGGGCUCGCCGCCCCAGAUCACUAGCAUCACUUACUCGGGCAACGGCUGCCAGAGGGACCCCAAGUUUUCGGGGAGCUUCAACGACCCGACAGUCACCUUCUAUAACUUCGCGGCCUCCCUGCCCGGCGCCAACCAAACAGUCAACUGCCAGGUCCACCUGCAGGCCAAGGGGGCAUCCCCGGGCUGGCAGGUAGCCCUCAAAUCCAACGUCAUCAAGGGCCACGUCGUGCUGGGGCCGGGCACCACGCUGACGCACUACACGACUGUGUUUUUCAGCCAGGACGCAGCCAAGCUGGACACUGUUUCAGGCUCCAUCUCCAACAAUGGCGAGAAAACGUACAACGAGGGCGUCACGCUCGUCGCCAAGGCCGACGCCAGCAAGGUGUGGUCACCGUGCACGGGCAGCGACGGCUACACGGGCAUCAUGAACAUCAACUUCCGGGGCUCCCUGACUGGCGAGGGCAAGGCGUACUUUGAAGCGAAUACCGAGGCGUGGGAUGUCGAAUGGAGGCGGUGCUGAGGGCCCUGCGGGGAUGGGGCUCGGAAGUGUUGUGAUUUUUGGCAGUAGAGUGCGGUUCCCUCGAGAAAAAGAAAGGAGCUCUAAAAGAGGUUUGGGAAUGGAGUUGGUCUGUGUAUAUCUUCGUUGUUCAAUCCACCUUAACCCCUCCACUGACAGCUGAUUCUGGUGUUUCUUCUGGUCACAUCGCCUGGAGCAUGAAUGCCGAAAAUGAAGCAAGUGUGUUAGUGUGGGUCUGAUUCUGUUACUUAUCAAUGAUGGCUGGUGUUGAACUUUGGGUUGAUGUGCAUGACUGAAACUUGACGUACAGGACUCAAAAGCUGAAGAAGGCCGGGUUUGGCUGGCCCUCUGGUGUGCUUUCCUGACAGUGAGCCUGGCU
Parathielavia appendiculata is the source of this 1316-nucleotide messenger RNA. RefSeq lists its product as uncharacterized. Lineage: Eukaryota; Fungi; Ascomycota; Sordariomycetes; Sordariales; Chaetomiaceae. The record is from RefSeq and is a predicted model, not a curated record. Bases 350 to 940 code for a protein of 196 amino acids. The transcript is spliced from 2 exons.